This is a messenger RNA of Suricata suricatta (meerkat), 703 nucleotides long. RefSeq names its product centrin 1 (gene CETN1). Gene Ontology annotation, molecular function: calcium ion binding. The record is from RefSeq and is a predicted model, not a curated record. The transcript has a single exon. The coding region runs from base 41 to 562 and encodes 173 amino acids. Gene Ontology annotation, cellular component: centriole; centrosome. Gene Ontology annotation, biological process: mitotic cell cycle; centriole replication; nucleotide-excision repair. NCBI's taxonomy places the organism in Eukaryota, Metazoa, Chordata, Mammalia, Carnivora, Herpestidae.
CGGUGACUGCAGUGGCACCGUUAAAGAUAACCACCGCGGGAUGAUGGCUUCCACCUCUAAGAAGGCAAACGUGGCCUCCACCAGCCUGAAAAGAAAAGUGGGUCCUAAGCCUGAACUCACCGAAGAUCAGAAGCAAGAAGUUCGUAAAGCGUUUGAUCUCUUCGAUGCUGAUGGAAGUGGGACCAUCGAUGUGAAGGAGCUGAAGGUGGCCAUGAGAGCGCUGGGCUUCGAGCCCAGGAAGGAGGAGAUGAAGAAGAUGAUCUCCGAAGUGGACAAGCAAGGCACAGGGAAAAUCAGCUUCAAUGACUUUUUGGCCGUGAUGACCCAGAAGAUGACCGAGAAAGACACCAAAGAAGAAAUCCUGAAGGCUUUUAGGCUCUUUGAUGACGAUGAAACUGGGAAGAUCUCUUUCAAAAACCUAAAGCGUGUGGCCUACGAGUUAGGGGAAAACCUCACCGACGAGGAGCUGCAGGAAAUGAUCGACGAAGCUGAUCGAGAUGGAGAUGGCGAAGUGAACGAGGAAGAGUUUCUUCGGAUCAUGAAGAAGACCAGCCUAUAUUGAAGUGGGUUACUGAGCGGUUCGCCGAGCUCCCUGCAUUGGUUUUGUGAAAUCUUGAGUUAGAAUAACGCUAUCUUUAUCCCAAAUUUGUCUAGAUACUUCUAUUUCAAGUUCUCUGACUCAAUUAUAGAAUUUUAAAGAUGA